Molecule: messenger RNA, 534 nt
Organism: Cajanus cajan (pigeon pea)
Lineage: Eukaryota; Viridiplantae; Streptophyta; Magnoliopsida; Fabales; Fabaceae
Source: RefSeq, a predicted model, not a curated record
AUGUGGAAGGUAGUAGAACAGGGAGACUACAUUCCACAUGACAAUGUUGGCAGGGGGAUACCCAAGGGACGUUGGAAUGAAAAUCAAAAACAAAGAUUUAUACUAAACUCCAAAGCCAGAAAUGCACUCAUGUGUGCUCUAACCAAGGAAGAAUAUACCAAAGUACACAGCUUCAGGAGCGCCAAACAAAUUUGGGAUACCCUUGCCAUAACCUAUGAGGGAUCUAUAGAGGUAAAAUGCAACAAGUUAAGCUUGUUGGUCUAUGAACUCUUCGAGAUGGAGGAAAAUGAAUCUAUCCAAGCUAUGUUUGGAAGAUUUCAAACUAUUGUGAAUGAACUCUCUUUUCUAGGUAGGACUUAUGAUAAUUUUGAUCAUAUUGAAAAAUUACUUCGUAGUCUACCCAGGAAAUGGAGACCUCAGGUCAUGGCCUUGAGAGCAUUCAAGGAUCUUGAAAAGCUCUCACUGGAAGAACUAGUUGGACUACUCAAAGUCCUUGAGAUGGAGCUACAACAAGAUGAAGCAAAAAGAAAAUAG